Messenger RNA from Physeter macrocephalus (sperm whale), 1014 nucleotides. RefSeq names its product ring finger protein 228 (gene RNF228). Gene Ontology annotation, biological process: protein ubiquitination. Gene Ontology annotation, molecular function: ubiquitin protein ligase activity. The transcript has a single exon. NCBI's taxonomy places the organism in Eukaryota, Metazoa, Chordata, Mammalia, Artiodactyla, Physeteridae. The record is from RefSeq and is a predicted model, not a curated record. The coding region runs from base 19 to 1014 and encodes 331 amino acids.
UGACGGGCGGGUCAUGCCAUGGCAGCGCCGGCGAGCCACAGCGGCGGCGGCGGCGGCGAGCGGAGCCCAACCAGCAGCCCCCGGAGCUCGACAGGGGCCGGGGACGCCGCGGCGGGAGCGCGGGACGGCCGGGACGUGGGAGCCAGGAGCGCAUCGGUGACGGUCCCCGGCCUCCCUCCGCUUGAGGACUACGAGUGCAAAAUCUGCUACAACUACUUCGACGCAGACCGGCGCGCGCCCAAGCUGCUGGCGUGCCUGCACACCUUCUGCCAGGAGUGCCUGAGCCGGCUGCAGCUCCGCGCCGCCGCCGCCGCGCCCGAGCGCCCGCUGCGCCCGCCGCCCUGGCACGGGCCGCCCAGCGCCAUCGCUUGCCCCGUGUGCCGCCACCGCACGCCGCUGCCCGACAGCCGCGUGUACGGCCUUCCCAAUAACACCAAGCUCGCCGAGGGCUUCCCGCUGGCCCUGCGCGCCGCGCACGACCCGCUGCCCCAGGACCGCCUCCCGCCGCUGCCCGCGCGCCGCCCAGCGCCCGCCGCUGCCCUGCCGCCCGCCCCGGCCCUGCCGCCGCCGGCGUCCGCCGAGGACGCGGCCCGAGGACCACGCGCCAGCGCCGGCCUGCGCGCCCCGGGCUCCUACGAGAGCUGCCAGAACUGCAAGCGCGCCGCGCUCACCGCGGGCUGCGUGUGCGUCGUCUUCUCCUUCCUCUCCAUGGUGGUGCUGCUCUUCACCGGCCUCAUCUUCGUCAACCACUACGGCGGCGGGGCCCCCACGGGGGGCGGGACGUCCCCUGAUGCGGCCCCGGCAGCCGGUGUGCCCUUGCCUUCGCCCGUGGGUCCCAUCUGCCUGUCGGUGGCCAGCAUCCUGGCGCUCUUCUCGGUCGUCGUCACUUGGGUUAUCUGCUGGCUCAAGUACCGGCCCGAGGGCGCGGCCACGGGCUCGGCUGGGGGCGGCGGCGGCGGCCCGAGGGCGCGGGCGGCGGCGGAGGCAGGCGGCGCUCGGAGGAGCGACACGUAG